GGUGCACACACACGCACACACACACAUACGGACAGCACGGCGGUGGAAAAAAGGCGAUUUGUGUAUUUUUGCUGCCGCGAUUUUUGGGUCCCAAAUUAGUAGCUACGACGAAGUCCCCUGCCAGGAUAUCGUCGUCAUCGGAUUGCGGAAGUUGGGGAUUAGGCGGCACGUGCUAGAUCGAGUGACCCUUUUUGCCGUCGUGGAACUCUCGCCCAGCUCCGCACGAUCCGUCGCGAGGCAACAGCCACCGCGCCGGCAGCAGCAGCAGCAGCAGCAGCAGAUGGCCCAUCCUCCAUUCAUGGAUCUACCGAGGAACCUGCACGACUGCUACUUCUUCUACUACUCGACAUGUAAGAAGGGCACCAGCUGCGAGUACCGCCACGAGCCAGCGGCCCUCGGGCACGAGAAGACGUGCAAGAUGUGGGCGGAAGGCAAGUGCUACAACCGCACGUGCACGAUGCGCCACAUGAAGAUCCAGAGUCCGCGCUCGGCCACGCCGUGCUUCUGGGAGGAUCAGCCGGGUGGCUGCCGCAAGCCGCACUGCGUGUUCCAGCAUAAGAACGCGCGGCCGAACCAACCGACAACGAGCAACGUGGGUGUGCCGGUACAGCCGGCACCCGCCCCCAAUGCCGCCCCGACUGCCCAUUUGAUGCACUCGAGUUCGCCUGCCGUUCUCCUGGACUACAACUACACCAUUUUGCCGAGAAUCAUCUAAGUAGCCCACGAUCGUCGUCAUCGUUCGUCGUAGUGUUGGAGAUCGAAUUGCGGCAAUGAUGGCGUCCGACACUCACGCCCAGGAUGCUGCCAGGAUCUGCUAUCGGAUGAUUGAGUGACGAUUGAUCGACCGAAAGCCGGAGGAUUCCCACGGCGCCAUAUUUGGUCGUUGACAUUGCCGCUAGUGUGUGUGUGUGGGAGAUUUGUGUGACCGCCCCCCGGCCCCCGACCCCGGCAGCAGCCUGAUCUUGUGUACCACAGCAGCUUUGCUUUUCACCGUUUUCCGCUCCUUUCACACGGCAGAACGUAUUUAUUAUUUAUUGUUUUCCCACUGUUUAUCGUUAUCAUUAGGUGGCACGCGAUCAAGUGAAUUGAAAAAAGUAGAAACGUUUUGGACAGCAAUAAGAAAUAGCAGGCCAGAUGGCCGUAGAUCGGUCGAUCGUCGCUUUGAGUGAAUUGGCUAACUGCAAACUUAGAAGGCCACCAACCAACCAUUACGAGGCAGGAUGACGAGGUAGGAGUAGCGAGUUGGGGAGGACAGUAAGACAUGAUUAUCCCAAGGGUUAGGUUUGCUCCAAAUUUAUCACAGUUCUUUGCAACCGUAUGCAAUCUCUGCCCUCUCCCCACUUCCCCCAUACCGUGCUCUCCUAGGUGUGGUUGCAAAGCAUAAUACCAUGAGUGCAUUAAACCUUGUAGUUAUGCGGAAUAUAGUUGUAGUUAAUUUCAUCAUUUAUAUCAUUAUUAGCACUUUUUUGUUUUGUUUUUUUUUCACAAAAGAAUUUAGGCCAUGAUGCCUGGCUAUCGAAUAUCAUCCCUCAUUUGCAGAUAGCCAAACGGGGCAGCGAGAAUUUAGCGAAGGUUGGCGAAAAUGGUUCAAUGGUUAAUCGCGAAAUGGUUUAAUUUUAUCUCCCUUUCUUUCCAUCCCAUCUGCUGUAACGCACGAUAUCACAAAGGCACUUUCGAGCAUAUGGAUAUCUCUUCUAAAGCAUGCACCGUAGCAUAAUGCAAUGCGCUAGUUUAGUAGAUCUAUAUCCUUAUCCUAACGGUAGUCUGUCUCCCACAAGCGCUGUUUCUAUUUUGCUAUGGUUUUGGUUUUUGUGUCUUUUUGCUUUCUCGGCGAAGGAUUGGGAUCAUACAGUUCCUUGUGUGUUCGGAAAAGGAAGGAGGAAGGUAGCAGAGGAAAUAGUAAACCAAGAUAGAAGACGGUGAGACGAAAAGAACUUUCAUAAAUCGGAUCGCGUGAAAUCCAUAGAAAAGAAAUCGAUAAACACAAGUCAAGGAUCGGUUCGUGCAACUGCAAAAGCGAACAACCGUUAUGUGAGUGCCCCCGGAGUAUUGUGAGUACAGGCGUUGGAGUUUUGUUGGUACAAGAGUUAGCUAAAAUGAUACCCCUUGCCCCCAUUCACACGCAGAUUAAUGGAGCAAAUGAGCAUAAUAGUAAUCAAUAGUUGAAGUAAGGAGAAGGCUAGAAUUUGCACCGGUAGUAGUGGAGCGUAAAGAAUCGAGCGUUAGAAAUAAAUUAAAGGUAAAGGUAAAAAAGAGGUGAGAGGUGAAGGAAAGCGAGAAAGCGGGAGAGGGUAACUAAACAUUUUAAAUUCAUUAAUAACAAAAUAUAACCACGGUAUAGCAAAAGAAAUUACAGAACAGACGAAUGCAUAGCUUUGCAAACACUUUUGCCACUAACGAUGCGUGGUGGUAUGGCUGGGCGCAAUCGGAAUCGCCGCUAGUUUCGUUUCUCCUCUCUACCAUCCGUUAAAUGCAAGUGCGCGUAUCGAUAAUGCGGUAACAGUAAUAGGUUGAUUCCGGAGUGUCGACACCUUUUUGUUUCUUUGCCAAACACUUGUUACAUUACCUUCGUUUGAGCUAACCCAUCUGCGGAGAAAGGAAAACAAGGAAAGAAGAAAGGGAUCCAUUAUCCCAACAGGUAUGACGCCAGGAAAACAAAAAAAAACAAUAAAAAAUCUUAUAAGAAAGCAUCUUAUCUAGCAAAAGGUUUCUUUCGAAUUGCAG
Messenger RNA from Anopheles darlingi, 2724 nucleotides. Its product is annotated as zinc finger CCCH domain-containing protein 11B-like. Gene Ontology annotation, molecular function: metal ion binding. The record is from RefSeq and is a predicted model, not a curated record. NCBI's taxonomy places the organism in Eukaryota, Metazoa, Arthropoda, Insecta, Diptera, Culicidae. The transcript has 2 exons. Bases 281 to 715 code for a protein of 144 amino acids.